Ictalurus punctatus (channel catfish) is the source of this 4144-nucleotide messenger RNA. RefSeq names its product class I histocompatibility antigen, F10 alpha chain. The coding region runs from base 78 to 1076 and encodes 332 amino acids. The transcript has 6 exons. NCBI's taxonomy places the organism in Eukaryota, Metazoa, Chordata, Actinopteri, Siluriformes, Ictaluridae. The record is from RefSeq and is a predicted model, not a curated record.
GAACGCGGAAGUGCGCAGGUAAUUUUCUUUUGAGAGAAACCCUCCUGCAGAUCAACUUUCUCUAGGCUACUUAAACUAUGAGACAUCGCCUAAACAUCAACAAAGCAAGGAUUAUUCAUACUUUAGUCUUGUUCUUACAUCUCCAGCAGUCGCGUUGUGAUGUUCAUUCUAUCAGUUGGAAUUUCCUUUGCUCUGAAGGCCUUGGCCUUCCCCAUUACUCAGAGAGUGGCACUGUGAAUGAUGUGACCCUAUUUUACUAUGACAGCAACAUGAAGUCGACAGCUCCAUGUCCCGAAUGGCUCAACACUACAGCUGGUCAGCAACUCUGGAAAGAUACCACUUUUAAAUCACACUACAACAUUGGAAUUAUGGCUUUAGCACUUCAAACAGCCAAAUCGCAGUUCAACCUCACAGGUUCACAUGCGGACAUUAACGUUUACCAAGCCUACAGUCGCUGUGACCUCUAUCCAGAUGGCACCACCAAGUCAUCGUUAACCCAUGCUUUCAAUGGGAAGGACUUUAUAAGUUUAGAUACGGACAGCAAGACGUUCAUCGCUUCUGUUCCUCAAGCCCUCAUAUAUAAAAGUAUUAGGGACAAGGAUAUAAUCUGGCUUGAAACCGUGGUGUCGUACUACAAAAAGACCUGUUUUGACCGCCUUAGGAUGUUCUUAGAGCUUGCUCCUGGUGUCAGAAAUAAGAAAGUUCCACAGGUCAGGCUUUUCGAGAGGCAGGGCGCUGGUUUCACACUCCUCACGUGUCAUGUGACUGGGUUUUACCCCAGAGCAGUGCAGGUGAAGUGGAUUGGGGCAGAUUUACAGCUGGUGGAUGACGAGAUGAAUCAUGUGCUGCCUAAUGGUGAUGGCACGUUUCAGACCAGAAGCAGUGUGAUCAGACCUGAGGAGAACACAGGAGAUCAGCGCUACAGCUGUGUAGUGCAUCACAGCAGCCUAGAGGGGAAUAUUACAGUCACCUGGGGUAAAGAAGAGAAACCCUUCAGACUUUAUGUUUGGAUUCCACUAGGCUGCGUUUUCAUCGUCACUGUAGUCGGGCUUGUAAUACGAGGCUUUCUGUUAUAAUAAAGGUCAAUUCAUUGUCGUCUCUUGAGAAGAUCGAGCUGUCUAUCAUCAGCCUCAAACUCCUACAGCCCCAUGUCUUCAGGUCUAGCUGUUUCUUCCUUGAUAUUUGCACAGGUCUCGUCUUCACUCAAGAAGAAUGAGAAUACUUCAGGUUCAGUCUGAGCCACAAAUAAGCUUUUUUAAAAAUCUAUUUGUUAGGGAUGCACCGAAAUGAAAAUUCUUGGCCGAAACCGAAUAUAAUGAAAAACUUGGCCGCAGGUAGAAAACCAAACAUGUUUUUUCCAUUUAUUUUUGCCAUUUUUUUCACCAUUGAAUAAAUGUAAUAGUCAAAAUGUUCUUUUUACUAUUUUGUCUUGCUUUUCAAAGAAAAAAUCAAUUACAAAAACUACAAUUUAAAAAUAUUUAUUUAACACUAAACAUUUUUUUUAAUUCCAGCAGGCAUAGGCUACCAAGAAGGCACAAUAUAACUUUAAAUAAAUAAAUUAGUUAAAUAAAAAUAUUUUGAUGUGGUCAUCUUUGAGCCCCCCUUGAAUAGCCGAUGUUAGGCCUGUAACUGACUGCUGAAAGAAUGUAACGGUCUGUAGCCUACAACUAAAAAGUGCAUUAAAAAUGCAUUGACGAGUGCAGAAAAUGGUUCUAUUCGGUUAUAUACGGCUCAGGUCCCUGUACACCUCGCGGAGUAUUAUAGUAGAUAUAGUAUAGUUAGAUACGUUAUUAAUGUUAUGUUCCUUGAUAGAUUUAAUAGUUUAAACUAUAGAUUAGUUCAUUUAGUCCCCACUGGUGUUUCCGCUCCCAGUUCAUAGUACUAGUUCAUGUUUCUUGUUUUGUGUUGUGACCCUGUUUUCUGUGAUCGCGACUUUGAUUCCUGCUUUCCUCCGUUUACGCCUGUUUAAUGCUCAGCUGAAACCUUUGCCUGUCUUGACUAGGUUUUUUUGGAUUACUAUUUGGAUUUGUCUGCCUGCCCUUAAAUAAAUACGUCUUUACCUGCUUCCGUACUCUACUCCCUUACGUCUCGUGACAUGACAGAAACAUGCUCCGGAGCAGAAUCAAAACAAAAGCAUGUUUCCAAAGUAAACAUCCGAAGAGCACGUAGCUCGUAGCUCUUGCAUGCGCGCGCCCCCUCAUCGAGGUCGUGAAAUCUGCGCGUCUCACUCUGGUUGCUAGGCUAUUUGGUCCCGUCAUCAAACACGUCAUUGUUCGGUCAAAUUUAUUCGGCCUUUUCACUUAUUUGGCCGAACACCGAAAGUGCUUUUUUUGCUAUUUUCGGCCGAAUAAUUUCAUUCGGUGCAUCCCUACUAUUUGUCACUUAACCCUUCACACUAACAUUAAUUCUCAGUUUAAUUAACAAAUUUUUUUUUCCAUUAUUACAUUUUGUUUUACAAUAGCAGGUGUUUUACCUUUUCAUUUUAAAGAGCUGUGUUUAACCACAAUCAGAAACACUCAUUAUACCACAGCCCAUGUGGUGAAAAUCCCUAUGACACUAGCUGCGUUUACAUGGACAACAAUAAUCCACUCUUAACCCGAUUAAGACCGUACUCUAAUUAAGAAACUACCAUGUAAACAGCAAUUUUUACUUACCUUAAUCUAAUUAAGGUCAUAAUCGAAGUAAGCAAUAAUCGAAUUAUGACAGGUGGAGUACUCCUGUUUUAGUCGCAUCAUGGACGUGUAUUACAGACGUGUAAACACCUUAAUCACAUUAUGAACGUCGUGUGAGUUUUCACCGCAUUUUACGGCAGGACAUGAUCACACACGGCAGUUUUACGGCGAACAAGAGAGUUCGGCUGUGUCCCAAACCGCAUACUUGCCUACUAUAGGCCUGUAGUGGGGAAAAAUACAUGUAUCUCGGAUACUAUAUAGACGGUAAGUAUGCAGUUUUGGACGCAGCCCACGGCUUCAAGCAGUCGUCUAUUAGCACGUACAGCAUGACAAAUAAUUAACUGCACUUGAAGCGUUCGUAAAAAAAAAUUCAUAAAAACACCUGAAAAUGUAUACGGUCCCAUAACGAAGACGAACUGUAUGUCGAUACGUGAAAUUCUGGAGGGACGUCGGACGGCAUGGCGCGAUGACGUAAUGACGCGGGCGGUUAAUCUAAUUAUGAUCAAUAACAUGCAAAACGGGAACAUGACAGGAGUAUUCUAAAGCGACUCAUGUAAACACCUUAUUCACAUUAUCUUAAUCAGAGUAAGGUCAAUAAUUAGAUUACUGCUGUCCAUGUAAACGUAGUCAUUGUUGACCAUUGAAGCCCCACCCACUGUUCACAGCUGUAGCUUGUUGUGACUCCAAUUAGCGGCCUUGGAGAAUAGCUGUUUUAGAAGAGCUGUUUAGUCUCUGUUCUUGCUUUACUGCUUAGGAAUUUUCACAUGGUGUUUUUAUAUAUAUAUAUAUAUAUAUAUAUAUAUAUAUAUAUAUAUAUAUAUAUAUAUAUAUAUAUAUAUAUAUAUAUAUAUAUAUAAUAUUAGUAUUUCAUUUUUUGUCACUAGUUUACACUUUUCCUGGCUGUUACUACUAUAACUGCUAUCUCCAUGUUUGGAUAAGCUAAUCUGCUGAAGACUAAGUCAUAGCAUGUUAUGUUCAUAUUUUUUUUCCAUUUUUAAAUUAUAUUGUUACUCUUUGGCACCUAUCUUCUGCACUACCUGUUAUAUCAGGCACUUCCACACUAGAACUGUGUACUGUUCGGCUGACUGUUUACUGACGUUAGUGAAUGAUUAUGUAUUGGUGAAUGAUUAUGUACUGGCAUUAGUGAAUGAUUAUGUACUGGUAUUGGUGAAUGAUUAUGUACUGACAUUGAUGAAUGAUUAUGUACUGACAUUGGUGAAUGAUUAUGUACUGACAUUGGUGAAUGAUUAUGUACUGGUAUUAGUGAAUGAUUAUGUACUGGUAUUGGUGAAUGAUUAUGUACUGACAUUGAUGAAUGAUUAUGUACUGACAUUGAUGAAUGAUUAUGCACUGGCAUUAGUGAAUGAUUAUGUACUGGUAUUAGUGAAUGAUUAUGUACUGGCAUUAGUGAAUGAUUAUGUAUUGUGGAAUGUUUAUGUACUGACAUUGGUGAAAUAAAACUAUAAAAUGGA